UGUGUAGUGCUCAGUGACGUCCCUGCGGUCUCUGUAGGAGGUGGGGCCUGUGGCGCUCAAUUCAAUAUCCGUCUUAUUGGCAGAUAUUGGCGUUUCGAUCUAGAAAAAAAAUGUAUACGGUGUGAAAAGUGCUUUGAUCUAUUAACCUUCUCUUUUUUCAGAUAUUUUAUAGAAAAGACGUUUCAACCUUAUUAGAAAAAGACAAAGAGAAAAAAACAGUAAGAAAGGAGAGUGCUAUCCAGUUCAAUUCCUAGUGCGGCACGCAAGAAGCGCCAUGCGUCCUGAAGAUGUCACCGAAGGGCGGCGCGAGUGGGUGUCCCCCGGCCUGUAGGUUGGAGGAAUCGAACCAGCGCCGCGGGAGACCGAGCAUGGAGGCGGUGGGAGCUCCGUGAUGCUCCCGCAGCGAAAGAGGGCGAGAGAGUGAGAGAGACACCCGACGCCACGAGAUUAUGGAUGCUGGUGCUUUCCUGGCGCCGCUGAUCCCGCCCUGGUCUCCGUCGACGGCCGCGCCCUCCACAGCGCUGGCCGAGCACCUGCACGACCUCCUCGGCGCCGCCAACGACUCCCUCAAGGUCGUCCUCGAGCCGUCGAGCGCUCUGGAGUCGCUCGCGUCCACCAUGGCCGCCCCGACGACCUCGUGGGCGCCCGCGGACGAUUCCCUCGUCAACCUCACCCUCGACGCGGCGGCGGCCAACCUCACCCUCAACGGCACGCCCUCCGACGACGACCUCGACGUCCAGGACUUCAUCUUCAACAACCUGGGGCCUCAGAGACUGCCGUACCGCACUAGCCUGACGGUGGUUUAUGUGCUGAUCGCCGUCGCAGGUCUGGUGGGAAACGUGCUGACUUGCCUGGUGGUGCUGCGGAACCUCUCGAUGAGGACUUCGACUAACUACUACCUCGUCAACCUCGCCGUCGCCGAUAUAAUCACACUCCUUUUCGCGCUACCGAUGGAGGUGUACCACAUGUGGCUUCAGUACCCGUGGAUCCUCGGCGACGCCCUGUGCCGCGUGAGGGCCAUCGUGCCGGAAACCCUGGCCCACGUCUCCGUUCUCACCAUUCUGGCCGUGUCUGGCGAGCGAUACGUGGCCAUUACUGACCCUGUCUUGGCCCGCACGACCCACACGCUCUCCCGGACGGCCCGAGUCGUGCCCAUCAUCUGGCUGGUGGCACUGCUGGCAGCCACGCCCUGGGGGUACUACCAUCGUUCGUGUCCCCUCGCGCAGCAACCUUUCCCCUUUGCGCACCCGCAGGUGAAUCAGCUGACUCUACCCUCUGGCACCGUCCUGAAGGAGAGUUCCUGGUGCGCCGUGCCCUUCCACGACGUCUCCUGCAACUGGGCGUGGCUUAUGUGGGCGUCCAGCGUCGGGGCUUUUAUCCUACCCAUGGGCGUGCUGGUCACACUCUACUGCAAGAUAGGGAUAGUCCUCUCCAUUGACCCACCGUCGCGAACUCCCUCAGCGGGGAACGGAGCCAUGCACACCCGCAGGCUGGGUAUUCGCAUGCUGGUAGCUGUCGUGGUGGUCUUCUUCCUGUGCUGGGCACCAUUCCACGCCCAGAGGCUAAUGUUCGUCAUCGUCACCAGCUACGGGGAGUGGACGCCACAUCUCAGAACUGUCAACGCUAAUCUCUACUAUUUCACAGGUCUGUGCUACUACCUGAACUCUGCCGUUAACCCCGUCCUAUACUCCAUUAUGUCGGUGCGCUUCCGGAUCGCCUUCCGCCGCUCUCUGUGUGGAGGGAAGGAGUGGGCGCGGCGACAGCUCUACAUCUCCAACACGUACGGCCCGCAGAUCGCCUCCAACCACUCCAACUUCCUAAACCGCACGCGUGAGCUCUCCACCGCGUCCACCAAAUUCGUGACGCGCGCCGACCCGAAGCGCCAGCCCGAACCGCCGAACCGAAACGGCUUCACGUACGCCUACGAGCCGAUGGACCUUGAAGGCUGAAUCGCCAGCGAUGGAGGGCGUGGGCGCUGGG
Penaeus monodon (black tiger shrimp) is the source of this 1980-nucleotide messenger RNA. Its product is annotated as neuromedin-U receptor 2-like. NCBI's taxonomy places the organism in Eukaryota, Metazoa, Arthropoda, Malacostraca, Decapoda, Penaeidae. The record is from RefSeq and is a predicted model, not a curated record. The transcript has 7 exons. Gene Ontology annotation, cellular component: plasma membrane. Gene Ontology annotation, molecular function: neuromedin U receptor activity. Gene Ontology annotation, biological process: neuropeptide signaling pathway. The coding region runs from base 450 to 1949 and encodes 499 amino acids.